AAUGCAAUUUCUUCAGCCGAAAUGAGUAACGCAAAAAUUAAUCAGCGCUCAAAUCACCAGUCUGCCCAAAACGAACCUCGACAGAAUUCCAUUUUACUAUUUUGAAAAAAAAAAUUGGUCGAGAACUCAAAUAGUCUUAAUUCGCCUCUAGUUUCUUUUAUUUUUUAGCUUUUCUUUCAAUCGGGAAAAAGACUUAGCUCUGUUAUUUCAGGAUUUUGCAGCAUUCGAAAUUAAUCAGACAACGGCGCAGCACCUUUUUUUUUUCAGUUUGCAUCAUCUCUCGGUGGUUUUAUACCGGAAAUAUCAGACCGCAUUGGGAGAAUGAACGCGCGCGCGCACGCAGUAGCCUAAAUUUCAGACAGAUGACGAUCCACGCGACGUAAACAGAGGACAGUGGCGGGAAUGGCUUUGGAACGCAUUUUAGUUGAAGUGUCUUUUUAUCAUUUCCCAGCAAAUUUUCAAGCUUGGCAGGAAAAUGUCGUCGCCUACAAAGCAAGUUAGUGUUCGAAGGCUGCCGCCGCUUCCAAAUCAGCUAGGUCAGAGGAACAUAAGAGAAGCUAUCAGCUCGAAUAAUGAAAAUCACGCCAGAAGCAGUAUUAAAGCAAAAUCUUCUGGAGUUCUCUCAGAGAUGCGAGUUAAAGAGUACCUAUUGGCCAACCCACAAGUGUUGGAGGAUUUCAUCAUGGCAGAUAUAAGCCAAGAGCAGCUAGAAAGAUGGCUGAUCAGAAAGACACAAUCUGCAGAACAUAUUAAAGAGGACGGUGCCACCCAUGCAAAUGUACAUUCACUAUACCUGGUGGACAAGAAUGGAAGGCCUAUCGUGCAAGCCGAUGGAACUAUAGUUGGUAUUGUGGAAUUGGUUAAAAAACUCGGCAACCCAUCAUUUGAACGGGAGGACGAGGAGAUCGUCAACAGUUAUCUUGCUUGGGGUAGUAUAGCCAUUCAUCAUGCCGAGAUUUCUAAACAAAUGCAAAGGCAAAAAGAUCUAAACAGUUUCCUGCUGAAUGUUGUAAGAUCUAUUUUUGACGAAGUCAAUACUAUGGAUGUGGUAAUCGAAAAAAUUAUGGCUUUUGCCAAGAGUUUGGUAAAUGCUGAUCGCUGUGCACUCUUCAUGGUGGACUCCAAAUCAAAUGAGUUGUACGCCAAUCUGUUUGACGAUGGAGACGAGGAUGGCUCUGGAUACAAAUUUAGAAACGGAGCAGAAAUAAGAUUUCCUAUCAAUAAAGGCAUCGCCGGCUUCGUUGCUAGUACAUCAGAAACCCUGAACAUCAGCGACCCGUACCGUGAUACGAGAUUCAAUCGAGAAGUGGACAUGAAGACGGGCUACAUAACAAAGUCCAUUCUGUGUGUGCCUGUUAGUUGCAAAGGAAGUGUCAUUGGUGUCGUCCAGAUGGUAAAUAAUAGAAAAGGAUUUUUCUCAAAUGAAGAGUCCAUCUUUAUCUGUGAUUUGUAUUUAGAUGCGCACGCAUUUGAAUUGUUUGCUGGUUAUUGUGGGUUGGCUCUGCAUUACAGUCAGAUGUAUAGUGAGCUGUUCAAAGGGCAACAGAAGCACCAAGUGGCAUUGGAAGUUCUUACAUAUCACUGCUGUGUACCAGCGAGAGAAACUGAACUAUGGCUGGCCUCCGCGACCUCCUACAAUUUGCCAAAUGAUUUUUAUAGCUAUGAAUUCAACUUAUAUCAAAGGGAUGACGAAUUAACAAACUAUUUUAUUCUUAUGACCAACGACUUCUUCCAGGAGUGUAAAGUCAGACUUGAUAUGGAGACACUCAUUCGUUUUACCUUGACUGUGAGAAAAGGUUACCGUACUGUGGCAUACCACAACUGGGGGCAUGCAUUUGCUGUAGCUCACAGCAUGUGCGUUAUCAUGAAAAUGGCCUCCGAGGUGUUUACUUGGGAAGAGAAAAUCGCUUUGUAUCUUGCGAGUAUUUUACACGACAUCGAUCAUCGUGGAUACAACAACGCCUUUAUGAUCAAAAACAAAUCCCCGCUGAGUCAUCUCUACUCAACCUCAACCUUGGAAAGGCAUCAUUUUAAACAAGGAGUCUUCAUCUUAGAGACAGACGGUCAUAAUGUUUUAAACGCACUCUCCACGAAGCAGUACAAGUAUACGUUGGAACUUAUGGAAGACGCGAUCUUGGCAACGGACUUAAUGCUGUUUUUCGAUAACAGAGCAAAACUCGACGACAUUAUCAAGAAUGGGAAAUUCUCUUGGAGUAUACCAGAUCACAAGCGGCUUGUUCGAAGGCUGUUGAUGACCGCGUGUGACUUGUGUACCUCUGCCAAACCAUGGUACAUUCACAUCACGUCAGUCAAGAAAGUGUUUGAAGAAUUCUAUCUGCAAGGAGAUGAAGAAAAGCUCAUGGGUCUGACUCCUGUGCCAAUGAUGGAUCGAGCAAGGAUGAGCGAACUUCCUGAAAAUCAGGUCUCAUUUCUCAAAGGCAUCGUCAAACCCUGUUAUUCAACGCUUAUUAGUGUCCUUCCAAUGAUGGAAUCGAUAAUGGCCACUAUUGAUUUAAAUUUGACCUCAUGGGAAAAUCGUAUAAUACAAAAACAGAUGCAGCCGCUUAGUCCCGGAGGACUUCAAGUGCCUGAUGGAACAGACUUGAGGGAGUCUGCGUCUUUUUUUGAUUAUUAAUUAUUAAUUUAUUUCUGGCACUUUUCAUAUCAUAAUUAUUUGUUGAUAAAAUACCAACAAAAUAUCAGAGAGAAGAUUUGAGGCUUUUCAUGGUUCUUGUUUUGUUUUCGUCUUAUCAUUUGAUUUUUUUUUAACUCAUGUUCAAUUACCGAUGUACUUUGUAAAUGUUGGAGUUAUUUAGCAAUCUUACAACUGUUAUAUAUUUGAUAAUAUUAGCUUUUCAUGACACCUUCUGUUGUUUUUCUAUAUUUGUUCUUAACAAGUUAUCCUAAGUUCAUUCAGUUGCACUUCAAAUAACUUAACUUUCCUAUUUUGAUUUCCUUCCUGAAAACGACUCCAAGGUUUCAAUUUCGCUAUCUGCUAGUUUAUUUGACGAAUCCUAAAAACCAUGGUAAAAUUGCAAAGAAGGCGUUACAAUAAUCUGAAUCAUUUUUCAGACGAAAGACAAUAUUCGACAGGUCUGAACAGAAAUUACGCAAAAUUUUAUAUUCAUAUUACAUUAAGCUCGACGAAUUCAAUUUAUCUUGAUGAAAAAUGAAAAAUGGAUUAAGCAAGCAUCUUUAGUACAACUGACAUGAUCCACGAAGGAAAUGUCCUUUUUUUAUAAACCGUUGUAAAUAAACUUAGUUUUGUUGUGCCAAACGGGGAAAAUAAAACCAAAUUUUGAAACAAAGCAGUUGCAUUGAAGAAAGUUUUAUUGAUCGCAGAGUUUUUAACCACCCAACAACUCGCACAUAUAUUUUUCAGCUCGUAGUUGGGAAUUUCCUCCAAAAUUUGCUUCCCUUUUGUUGCGGGGAGGGUGAACUGAAAAAAUGACGAUUAAUUUAGUUAAAAAGGGGGCCAUGGUUACUGAUCUCAUGUCGAAUUAACCUUCUACAGGAUUGGAUCAAGAAACU
This is a messenger RNA of Stylophora pistillata, 3531 nucleotides long. RefSeq names its product putative 3',5'-cyclic phosphodiesterase pde-5. Lineage: Eukaryota; Metazoa; Cnidaria; Anthozoa; Scleractinia; Pocilloporidae. The record is from RefSeq and is a predicted model, not a curated record. Gene Ontology annotation, molecular function: protein binding; 3',5'-cyclic-nucleotide phosphodiesterase activity. Gene Ontology annotation, biological process: signal transduction.